AUGACACAACACUUCCCUUCUGGGACAAGAUCAACACUAUUUGAUGGCUACAAGACGCUUCCAUUUCUUUUUGAAAGUGUUGGUUUCGAAUCCGAUUGCCACUGGACAUUCCAAAGAAGCUUUCAUGUGAAGGGUUUGAAGAUGUUAUCUGGAAAGGUGGUUAAAGAGUUUGAAAGUGCUUCGGGUGGCUCCAAAUGGGUCAGGUCUGUCAGCUACAAGGCUUUUAUAUGCUUGCUGGAAAAGUUAGGCCAUGAAGCCUGUGAUAGGGUGGUUGUUUGGGAGAGUUUCUUAAAGCAUGUAGAGAUGCAAACCUAUGACAUAACAUUUUCUGUGGCAUCUACAAUGUUGAUUUCUUGGACUGCAGUCAUCAUUGGAAUAGGUUUGUUUGACAAGCAAGCAGAGGUGUACUUGAAUGGAAGGCCAACUUAUCCCAAGGAAUGGUAUUCCAAGUUAGCAGCUCUCACCCCUCACCACACUCUAGCCUGGGAUGUUGGAACAGGCAAUGGCCAAGCCGCCAUAAGUGUCGCCGAACACUAUGAACAAGUGAUCGCAACCGAUGUGAGUGAAUCCCAGCUGCAGCAUGCAAUACCGCAUCCUCGGGUUCGAUAUGCCCACACGGCAUUGAACAUUACAGACGAGGAAGUAAUAGCCUUGUUAGGUGGUGAAGAUUCAGUUGACUUGGUGACUGUGGCUACAGCUGUGCACUGGUUCGACCUACCAAAGUUUUACAAUCUUGUUUCACGUCUUUUGAAAAAGCCAGGAGGUGUAUUGGCUGUUUGGACUUACGGUGGCAUUGAAGUAAGUCCAACAUUUGAUCCUGUUAUGAAGCGAUUUCAUGACACAACACUUCCCUUUUGGGACAAUAGAGCUCACUAUGCGUUUGAUGGCUAUAAGACACUUCCAUUUCCUUUUCAAAGUGUUACGGGUUUCGGAUGCGAAGGGAACCCGUUGACACUGGCCGUUCCGGCGAAGCUGUCAUUUGAAGGGUUUUUGAAGUAUCUGAAGUCAUGGUCUGCAGUCACUACAGCCAAGGACCAAGGUGUGGAUUUGUUACCUGAAAAGGUGGUUAAAGAGUUUGAAGCUGCUUGGGGUGAUUCUAAAUUGGUCAGGUCUGUCAGCUACAAGGCUUUUAUGCUUGCUGGAAAAAAUACAACUUCUUCUCGCAUCCAUCCUUCCCUGCGAUUAUUUGAGAUCAAAUCCAUUCCCAGCGGCGGCUCCAUUGCCAGCGCUCUUGAAGAACACAAUUUGUUAUUGCCCAAGUGGUUUCUUCUAGGACUAUCUUCUUACUCCUACUCCAGAGCGGCAGUUGAAUUUCUAAAGGCGCCUUCAUCCCCGAUCCGAGUUGUUAUGGAUAAAUCUUGGGUUAAAUUAGAUAGGGCAGGUGAAGAAUAUAAGACGUGUCUGCAACAAUUUAUUGAUGAUUCAUUGCUUGUUGCAUCUCACGAUGGGAUGCUCAAAUGUCCUUGCAAGAAGUGUUAUAAUCGGUUUUGGCGUGAACCAAAUCUUGUUUGGGCACACUUAUUAUAUGAAGGGAUGGAUCCACAUUAUGAAGAUCAAGUCUGGGUUUUUCAUGGUGAACAUUUACCUGACCCUGACUUCAUGGAGGAGGUAGAAGAGCAACAAUUGUGUGAACCCACAAUUAAUGAAAUCCACAAUGUCUUGUAUGAUGUUUUUAGGAGCGAUAGCUCUGCGAAUGAUCCCCAUGUUGAUACAGAGGGUCAAACUACUAAUGUGUGA
This is a messenger RNA of Prunus armeniaca (apricot), 1737 nucleotides long. Lineage: Eukaryota; Viridiplantae; Streptophyta; Magnoliopsida; Rosales; Rosaceae. The record is from the annotation of a GenBank genome assembly.